Neoarthrinium moseri is the source of this 1353-nucleotide messenger RNA. RefSeq lists its product as uncharacterized. NCBI's taxonomy places the organism in Eukaryota, Fungi, Ascomycota, Sordariomycetes, Amphisphaeriales, Apiosporaceae. The transcript has a single exon. The coding region runs from base 1 to 1353 and encodes 450 amino acids. The record is from RefSeq and is a predicted model, not a curated record.
AUGACUCUCAAGUUGCGCAACAACACUUCAAUUAACCCUGUAAAGGCCGCAGAACCAGCAGCAGGGCCAGAAAUAGUCUAUGUACAAGACUGGACAUUUGAACAGAAAGCUCCUCCUCUGCUCUUCACCCUCGGCCUGGAAUGGGCGUAUGCCGUGGCAGUUCUGCUGAUCAUAAUUGGCAACCUCGAGGUUCAGUACCAGUGGGCCCAAGAGCGCCAUAUUUGGCACCACCUGGGCUAUGUUACCUUCCGCGCUGCCCUUACUACAGGCAUGUCUAUAGCUAGUACUCUCAUAUUCGAGUACGCGCUGCACGAUGCCGAGGAGGUUCGUGAGGUCGGCGUCAUGAACUUGCAACUGCGAGUCCUGGAGCGCAUCGCCAGGAGCUGGGAUCUGGACACUACUGUGCCGCAUGAGAAUGUCCCUCAGCAGGAACUCGACGAGGAAUUCAUCCUUGAAUGGAAGAAGACGAGACUCGUGCUGCCGAACGGUUCGUGGCAGGUCCCGGUGGCACUCUUUGAGAUGUUUGCCGCGAUAUCAGACACAUUCUCGUGCGUACUGUUGGUCCUUAUCUAUGAGCUCCUCCGCUGGUGUCUGCGUGAAGGAUUUCUUUAUGCCAUUCGAUUCUUCCAGGUAUGGGGAUACGAGGAAAUCAUCUCGUUCGUCCAGGGGGGUAAGAUGUGGGUUGAUUACAGGCCUGAUCCAACAGAUCCGUGGCUUCCACACAAGAAAUUCCUGGGUCAGAUAGCUCUUCAGCUCUCGGUAACUGUGCUGCUAUUGCUUUUCAUGUUCCUCUAUCGAUACCGCGUGCAGGAAGCGUGUGAAGUGCACAAGGACUCUGACCUGGCAGACGAGAUCAGGCCUCGUGCCCUGGCGCUGCGAUCGACUGCUUUCCAUCUUUUGUCGUACACUGCUUACCAGCUCACGCGGUUCAUGAUGGCGACAUUGGAUAUGAGCGACAUACAGCAGGCCAUACCGUGGUGGGAUUUGAUUCGCAGCUACAGAGCGAACGGAGUGGAUUUGCACUCUCAAGGUACUAUGCUCAUGGAAUGCCUCAAAUGUUCCAUGUUAGUUGGCUUCCUUACCCUAAGUACUCACUUGGUGCUCCGACGUUCUCUCAGAUUUAUUAUCAGGUGGGUCGCUUGGCCACUGUUCAAUCCCAUCUACGAGUGGCGGACUAUAUGGCACGAGGACACCGUCAAGCGAGGAAAAGAGAUCUACUUGGAACAAUUUGAUUUAGAUCUUGCUCUCGACAAUCGGGUGGGCAUCAGAGCUAUGGCGACCCUUGCAUUUCCAGACACGGGCCCAUUACCCAUGGAAGCUAGAGGUGGCCGCGACGGGCCUCAUGAGUGGUAA